Molecule: messenger RNA, 366 nt
Organism: Clonostachys byssicola
Lineage: Eukaryota; Fungi; Ascomycota; Sordariomycetes; Hypocreales; Bionectriaceae
Source: the annotation of a GenBank genome assembly
AUGCCCCACGGUUGUCCGGAGGAAGAAUGCCAGCCAGAUAAGCCCGACAACAUUCUUGUCAUUCCUUCCUCCGGUGAAUCCCAGGCGACGGAGGAUUUCAGGAAGUUGGCUGAAGAUGUCCUGGAUGUGGGCAACCGACUCCAGAUGUUCCUGCAGCGCCAAAUAAUUUCGCCUUUAUAUGAGGAGGUCAACAGCGAAUUGUGCAGAAAGCGAGCCAACACGGCCGAAGAUUCCCAAGUUCCCGACUCGCGAACCCCGAGCUCACAAGUUGAGGACAACGAACCGGAAAUGCAAAUUCAGGACAUUGGGGGGCAGCUUUUGUUCAUCAACAAGGGUCAGGUAGUCACGAACAUGCAGAAACUGUAA